This is a messenger RNA of Salmo salar (Atlantic salmon), 1341 nucleotides long. Lineage: Eukaryota; Metazoa; Chordata; Actinopteri; Salmoniformes; Salmonidae. The record is from RefSeq and is a predicted model, not a curated record.
AUGACAAAUCUGCAGGGGGUGAGAAAAUACGGCGACGGCUGGCGACCCAUGGACUCCAUCGACCUGCGCGCCUACCUAGGGCUGCUAAUCCUAGCGGGCGUCUACAGGUCCCGGGGCGAGGCCGCGGCCAGCCUGUGGGACGCGGAGAGCGGCAGGACCGUGUUCCGAGCCACCAUGCCGCUCAAGGUCUUUCACAAGUACUCGAGGCUGCUGCGAUUCGACGACCGCCGGUCGAGACCCGCGAGACUCGCCACCGACAGACUGGCGGCCAUAAGAGAGGUCUGGGACCUGUGGGAGGAGCGGCUGCCGGCCCUCUACAACCCGGGGUGCGAGUUGACAGUGGACGAACAACUGGUCCCGUUCAGAGGGCGCUGUCCUUUCCGACAGUACAUCCCCAGCAAGCCGGCCAAAUACGGCAUCAAGUCGUGGGUGGCCUGCGACGCCAAGUCCAGCUACGCUUGGAAGAUGCAAGUCUACACCGGUAAGGUGGCCGGCGGAGCCCCCGAGAAGAACCAGGGCGCGCGUGUCGUCCUCGAUCUCACGCAGGGGCUGCCGGGUGGUCACAACGUCACCUGCGACAAUUUCUUCACCUCCUACGAACUCGGCCAGCGGCUCCUCGAGAGGAACCUCACCAUGGUUGGCACGGUGCGAAAGAACAAGCCCGACUCCCUCCCGUUCGCCUUCACGCCCACCGCCACUCUGGUGUCCUACCUGGCAAAGAGAAAUAAGAACGUGCUACUCCUGAGCACGCUGCACACGGAGGCCGACAGUAGCGAUCGCCGCGACCGGAAGCCGGCCCUCAUCCUAGACUACAACUGCAACAAGGACAACCUAUACAAGGUGGUCGGCACCUACAGCUGCAGACGGAUGACUGCCCGCUGGCCCCUGGUCAUCUUCCACAACAUCCUCGACGUGUCCUCCUACAACGCCUUUGUCAUAUGGCGAGAGAUCAAGCCCGACUGGAUGCCUCGGAAGCGGAACAAGAGGAGGGUGUUCCUGGAGCAGUUGGGAAAGGCGCUUGUCAAGCCCUUGAUACAAAGAAGGCAGCGUCUCCCCCGCACCGAAGCCGCGUCCGCGCUUGUCAAAGUCCUGCAGAGUGCGGACCACGACGUGGCUCCUCCGCGAGCCCGGGAGCACACCGCUGGCCCGGACGCCGCUGGCCCGGCCGCUGCCCCGCUAGUGGCGAGUAAGAGGAAGAGGUGUCAGCUCUGCCCACCCAAGAAGGACGCCAAGACACACACGGCGUGCUGCAGGUGUAAGAAAUACAUCUGCAAAGGCUGUUCGCACGCCUACUGUCACACUUGUGCCCUCUGGGCCUUUAGCCGAGACGGGACAGGGUGA